Messenger RNA from Nematocida ausubeli, 2139 nucleotides. RefSeq lists its product as uncharacterized. Gene Ontology annotation, cellular component: membrane. Bases 1 to 2139 code for a protein of 712 amino acids. The record is from RefSeq and is a predicted model, not a curated record. Gene Ontology annotation, molecular function: mannosyltransferase activity. Lineage: Eukaryota; Fungi; Microsporidia. Gene Ontology annotation, biological process: protein O-linked glycosylation. The transcript has a single exon.
AUGCUCAGGACAGUCAAGGUGCCCCAUAAAACAGUUCUUUUUGCACUUAGUGUUCUUCUUAGGACAUACAACAUAGCAAACCCUAGCUCAGUUGUCUUUGAUGAGAAUCACUAUGCAAAAUUCAUUCUAAUGUACAUAAAAGGAGAAACAGUAGUAGAUGUACAUCCACCCCUUGGAAGACUAUUAGUCUAUGGAAUCACAAAGAUCUAUCUACGCCAUAUAAAUGUACCAAAUGAGUUUGAUGAAGCAUCUGUCUCCAUAGGAAAGACAUAUGCAAAUACAAUACUAUCAAGUGCCUACAUUAUGCUUAGGACUGCUUCUGCAAUUACUUCAUGCAUUUCUGUUGUUGCAGGGCAUGAAAUACUCACAGAACUCAACGUAUCAAAAGGCAGUGCCCUUCUGUUCUCUACUCUUCUUCUAUUUGAUGGCUCUAUGUUCAGUAUAUUCCGUCUAUUCAUGAUAGACAGUUAUGUUCUAGCAUCAAUCAGUCUUAUUCUCCUAUCUCUCCUAAAAAUGAACAGACAAAGGUAUCUUCUACAACGCAUCUACAGGUCACAAAAAGGUAUCUUACAAGAGAUCAAUAUAUCCCCAAAAGAUCACCAUUCUGCACUUACACCCAUCCUCACUAACUCUAUAAAAAAUACCACACAGAAGCAUAUGAAUACAAAAAAAGAUGAAGAAAGGAAAAGAACCAGCCAUACGGCAAACAAGUUACAGAUUGCUUAUAUUCAUGGAAUAAAGUGGUCGGUCAUUCUGGGCAUAUCCCUGGGAAUUGGCUCUGCAUUUAAGUGGGCAGUUCUUCCAAUGGGUGCUCCAAUUGCUCUAUACCUUUUAACAGACUUAAUCACAGCAAAAAAAAAGUCACUUUCGAAAAGGCGUCUGUUGCUUCCUGUUAUACAAGGCACCAUAAUCCUUCUUAUUUCCAUAGUAAUAUACAUAAGUACUUUUAUCGUAAAUUUCUCAGUCCAGAACAGAUCAUCUGAAAAGACAAUCCACUGGCACUCCUUCUCCUAUAAUGCAUCCUUCAUUAACUCCCCGUAUAUAGAAUAUGUUCAUGAUACUAUACCACCAAACAAGCUUAUUACCAUAGCCAUCCCAGAAAUAAGCCAUUUUCUCACUGUAAGCAACCAAACCUUCUCAAUUAGCAGGGUACCCAGUGCAGAGCCAGAGUGGAAAAUAAUACCACAGAAAACAAUGGAGUAUGGUAUGCCCGUGUACAUACAGCACACCUCAGGGCUAUAUCUUAGCACAGAUCCAUCAUUCCUUUCAUAUACGCCAUCAGUUCUUUACAUCUCAAAGUACAAGAAACACAUCGCCAUUAAAUCACCCAGUGGUUCAUAUUUAAACCUGUCAGAGACGCAAAGUGCCACAUGGUCACCCAUCCUGCAGCCAGUAGUUCUACUGCAAAAGCGAACACCCACCCAGCAGACAGACAGCACCAUCCAUGGUACUCUAGCAGACACUAAAAGAACCAUUAGAAAUAUUCACCCCCAUAGUAGUAUAGAGUCAAUUCAAAAUAGCACAAAAAGCAGCCGUAUAUGCUCAUCUACCAUAGAGCCAUCCUCUCUAAUAGAGAGAAUUAUUGAGUCAAACAAAGUAAUGUACCUUUGCAACAAGACAGUAACAGGUUCACAUGCAUAUAAAUCACUCCCUGCUGCAUGGUUAUAUAAGCAGAAUAUAAUACACCUAUGGAGUGGUUCUGUCUCUGAAUUUACAGAUCCGCUGAGUAGUCGGUCCAUAGAAAUAUUUCUAGUGCAAAAUCCAGUUCUGCUUAUUUCUGCAUCUAUUGGUCUUGUAAUUUAUCUUAUUCUUGUUCUUACAACAGAACUUCCCCAGGCACUUUCUCACUUUCUUGUGCUCACAGCCUAUGUGUCAAACUACCUUCCAUACUUCCUUAUUGCAAGAGACAGAUAUAUUCACCAUUAUAUUCCAUCCUAUUACAUUUCCAUUCUUAUCUUGGGAGGUCUUCUAUACAGAUGCAAUUACAGUGUGCUCCUGGUGUGUGCUGCUGCCAUAAUGCACUUGGUGCAACUUCCUAUUCUGCAAGGAAGUUCUGCAUAUUUUGAGCAAUGCUGUCUCUCAUUAUACCUCAGCAAUAGACUCUCUUCUUGUGCUGUAUUUCCAUCUAUUCUUGAAUAA